Molecule: messenger RNA, 2957 nt
Organism: Chlamydomonas reinhardtii
Lineage: Eukaryota; Viridiplantae; Chlorophyta; Chlorophyceae; Chlamydomonadales; Chlamydomonadaceae
Exons: 8
Coding region: 618-1628 (336 amino acids)
Cellular component (GO): extracellular region
Source: RefSeq, a predicted model, not a curated record
CUACCUCGCGCUUGGCAAUGUCCGUCUCUGCACAUGUUUGCGACAUCUCGCACGUCAGACCGUCACUCGUCAGGCACGCGCUGAAGCCCCCGCCACUGCGUCCAGGACGCAGCAUAAAGGUAGAUCGCGUGUAAGUGUUACGAACGGGCAUGCAAUUACGGGCUUCGCGAGUAGCGGACCAGAAGCCGUGCGAGCCGUGCACAGCCGGCUACACCUGUCAGGCUGUAGCCGGGCCUCAACAGGGCAUAAACGCCAUCACGUGGUUUAUGUUACGGAUUUGAGACGACCUUGUUAGUGGGUAUCCAUACGUGCGCGAAAAGCGGGUGCACCUGCACUUGGACCCGACUUUGGAUCCAGCGCCUGACCCAGUAAUAUUGCCCAGCAGCGCUUUAAGUAAUGGCGUGUGCAACUGUGUAAUAUUAGUAUACUGAGCAUCGUAUAUGAAAAGUUCCAGAAAACUGCAAGUGGGCCACAAGGCUUGCGUGCGCGCACAGGCGCGAUCAACAUCCCGAGCGCGCCUUCAAGGUUUUUGAACAUCAAGCUGAACUGAAGCCUGUCUCAUAUAUUUAGGCUUGCUCGCACAACUCACAUCACGAACGGUGAACCGCCGGUUCAGGAUGGGUUCUCGUUUGCGGCUGGCCCUGGCGGCCUCAGUUAUCGCCUGUUUCUAUGUUGUCGCCCAUGCUGAUCAAGGCGUCGUCGUAGAGCCGGCUACCGCGCUCGUUCGGGAGCUCCUGGACGAGGCCGCGUUGGCUGAGGGCCCUCCACCGCCGCGGAAAGAACGCUGGUCGCGGCCCGCUGACUGGCCCGCCAGGCCUCCCAAGCCCCCACGUGCACCGCGGCUUCCACCUCAGCCCGUCCGGCCGCCGAAACCUCCACGGAACCCUCCCCGGCCGCCGAAGCCGCCGCGGGGCCCGCCGCGGGAGCCUAUGAGCCCGCCACCCCCGCCUCCGCCGCCGCCACCGCCGCCGCUGGAGGAGGAUCCACCACCACCCCCGCUCCGGCCACCACCACCGCGGGUGCCACUCCCUCCUCGGCCUAGCUCCUCGGUCCUUUACAGGACGCCCGCUGCCGGUGGCGGUGACCAACUACUAGCCGGUGGCAACUGCCCGGACGCCCAGGCGAUGCUGGACCAGACCAACGAGUACCGGUCAUGGCACCAGGUGGGGCCGCUGCAGUGGAACGAGGCGCUGGCCGCCAGCUCCACAGCCUAUGCGCAGGUGCUGGCGCAGGACUGCGUCAUGAGGCACGCGGCGGUGCGCGACUUCGGGGAGAACCUGAUGCAGGUCAUCCGCUACCCCGCCUCUGACAACACCUGCAGCGUGGCGGUGCGGGCCUGGUACGGCGAGGUGGCCAUGUACAACUGGCGGGCGCCUGCGCCGUACCGGGACAACUGGGCCAAGGGCAUCGGCCACUUCACACAGCUGGUGUGGCGUGGUACCAGCAGCAUGGGCUGCGGCGUGGCGGUGGCGCCGUACGACAUCAACGUGCCGGGCGCCCGGGGGCUGACGGGCGCCUGCAAGAUUGUGGUGUGCCGCUACAAGGCGCCCGGAAACGUUGCGGACGACAACGCCUUCCUGCGCAACGUCCUGCCGUCUACAAACACAGCCGACACUACUUCCAACUGAGCGGCGUGCGCGGGCCUGUCGGCGAGGCUCCUGGUGGACACCGCAGAGCUGCUGGUCAGCUGCUGGUUGUGUGCCGGUGCAAUACCGGCGCCUGGCGACGUUCCUACGCCCAACGUAUGGAGCUGCUUUGGACCGCAGUUUCAGCUGGUGGGCGGGAGCGUUGCAGGAGCAUAAGAGGUGCAGGUGUUAAUCACUGGUCAUGACUGGCAGCGGGCAUGGCCCCUUCAGGCACGGACUGAGUUGCACGGCAUGCGCAGUGGCAUGUGCAGUUGUUGCACGGGGUGCUUUGGCUUGCAAAGCCUCACACGUGUUCCGGUACUGGUCCAUGAUGCAGCGGGAUGCGUUAGGACAGUUCGAUGUCGACACGGUACGGUAAGACUACUAGCAAUGCACCGUACGGUACAUCAACCCCAGCAAUGGGUGCGAUGCGCAGGCCAGUGCGAUUUUCGCAUUCCACGGCGCGUGCGGCCUUUGCCGGGUGACUGAGCCACUUUUGAAAGCACGGCGCGGCGUGAUUGCCACGUUCGGCGCACUGAGCCCGUUGCAUGUGCAUUUUGAUAGCAUCACGUCUAACGCAGACACAAGUUUGCGCUGAGUUGUGGCGCGUUGGUGCUUGGUUUGAGAACAUGUGAGUAACUACGAAAAAGUGGCGCCUGCUCGACAAAAUCUAAUUGAGACACGGAAGUGUCAGCACUGCUCAACCCCUUCUUUAUUGAAGAAAUGCCCUUAUUCUUCUCUUUAAACUGCUAGUUGACUGGAGAGCGUGCCUGUUUGUUGCGGUUGUGGAUUAUGUGUUUCGUGUUCGACCCGGUGGGUGGCAGUAUACAGAGGCAGCCUUCUAGAGCGGCCUUCUAGAGCGGUGCCAUGUCGAGGAGGGGGAUGAAGAUCAGAAGGCACAAGGGCUCGAGCUGCGCGGCCACAGCCGCCAAUGCUUUCUGAGACGAUGCAACUAGCUUUCUCUGAUAGGCUGUUACUAGUAAUACUUUGGCGCAAACCAUAGAGAGGCUUAGACGUGCUGAGACACAGGCGGUUGACUGUAAUUUGAAGUCCUAAGCAGGGUUAAGAUACGGUAGGUGCUAGGUAAGACGGACGGUGGUGACGGCUGCGGAGGGGCGAGCGAUUCAUUCGUGUUCCCGGGGGUUCGGGCGGACUGGAGUGAAUGUGAGUGAGCGGGGGCAACAAACUAACUGACAAGGCCUGGUGUGGCGGAUUUCCUUGGGCCUGGGUAAAUCCUGGACCCAUGUCCGUUUCGCAGUCGUUGCUGGAGGCCUGGAGCAAGGCCUGGAGCAGCUUUGGAGGCUGCUCGAUUGGCUGUAAAAGCUUUGCUUC